AUGAUGCACUACAAGAAAGGAAAGAACGUGGAGGAGGAACUAUCGCAGGACCAGAUUCCGAUCGAAGUUUUGCCGGAGCAGUUUCUCUGGAUGCAUGUGAAGGGUGGUUCGGCGGUAAUGAAUCUGGUCGAGCAUGCGAAAAAAGCCCUAGAAGAUGGUACGCAUCGUUCCGUCGUUUGGAGCGGUUCGGAUGGUGGUGUUGGCAAGACGAUAAGCUGUGCGGAAAUCAUAAAGCGACACUUUGAGCUGCACCAGGUCACACGGAUUUGUUACAGGAAAGUUGAAGAGUUUUGGGACCCACAGGAGAAUGGAUUGGAGCAAAUCGUCGCCAAACGGAAUAUUCCCUGUGUGCACAUUCUAACCUCGCUGGACGAGAUAGACCCAAAGGUGCCAGGCUACCAGCAUUCCAAAACACAGGGUGGAUUCUGGACGGGGGCAGGCCUAGGGCCUAGCGAUGGUAGUCCUCGCAAGCGCCCACAAGGACAGCGUCCCAAGGAGGGUGGCGAUAAGAAAGGAAACUACUUUACCGGACCUCAGCUUAAGAAAAUAGCGAAUCGACACUAUUCGAACGGUGGUGAUGAGCCGGCUGGCUCGAAUAGCAAUGGCGCGAAUCGACAACAGAAUAACAAAGGGAAAGGGGGAAGGGGUCACAAAAAUGGUCCCGGUGGAGAUGGUGCUGGAAAUUCACGUAACAACAAGGGUAAGCAGAAGGAAGGCAACAAUCGGCGGAAAUCGAACGUGACUGAGGUAGGUGAAAGUAGUGGUGGUGGUGGUGGUGGAAAGAAAGGAAGUGGCGGGAAGGAUAAAACUGAUAAUGGAGACCCUCAGUGA
This is a messenger RNA of Anopheles maculipalpis, 831 nucleotides long. It is a transcript of the gene Rpp25, whose product is annotated as ribonuclease P protein subunit p25-like protein. Lineage: Eukaryota; Metazoa; Arthropoda; Insecta; Diptera; Culicidae. The record is from RefSeq and is a predicted model, not a curated record. Gene Ontology annotation, cellular component: ribonuclease MRP complex. Bases 1 to 831 code for a protein of 276 amino acids. The transcript is spliced from 2 exons. Gene Ontology annotation, biological process: tRNA 5'-leader removal. Gene Ontology annotation, molecular function: RNA binding.